Hemiscyllium ocellatum (epaulette shark) is the source of this 3815-nucleotide messenger RNA. RefSeq names its product zinc finger translocation-associated protein-like. Lineage: Eukaryota; Metazoa; Chordata; Chondrichthyes; Orectolobiformes; Hemiscylliidae. The record is from RefSeq and is a predicted model, not a curated record. The transcript has 5 exons. The coding region runs from base 188 to 2686 and encodes 832 amino acids. Gene Ontology annotation, biological process: negative regulation of DNA-templated transcription.
UUAAAGGAGCCUCAGGGGCCCUUAGGUGGGGCUCCAGAGCUCAUUGGCUGCAGUUUGUACAGGGGCUGAUGUUUGCACCAGGGUCAGGAGCAGCUUUGGGCUAGGAGAGGGUGGAAACAGCAGGUUCCUAGCUCUCUCUUUCCUCUCUGUAUCUCUGGUGGUGCUGCUGACCACCCUCCCUCUCAGCAUGGAGUACAAACCCAGGAUGCCGAAAAUGGAGCUUGAUGCAGCAGAGGGGCCCCAAGGUUUGAUAAAGCGCAGCCCGGAGCUGCAGCAGGCUACCUCACAGCAAGUCUCUGCAGUCAUGGUUAAAGGGGAGAGCCCUGCAGCAGGAUAUGAAGCCUUUCCAAACUGCCAAGCUUCCGAUGUCUCUGGAGCCACCGUUGAAACUGCAUCGCUGACUCCAGCAGAACCCAGAGAGCUAAUGAAAUGGCAGAAACGCAGGAGCCGGCAUCCUGGCAGGGAUCACCGGAGAUACUACCAGGAACGCUGGAAGAUGGAGUACCUGAUGGACUAUGACUGCCUGCGACAUGGCCUAGUCUGCAUGGUGUGUGGCAGUGCCCUGGCCACCCUCAAACUCAGUACUAUCAAGCGACACAUCCUCCAGAAACACCAGGAUACUAUGCUCCUGACUCGUGCUGAGAAGGAGGUUGUCAUUGCAACCUGGGUUGAGCACCUCCUGAGUCACAGUCACCACCAGGAGAAGUCUGAUAUGCUAGGAGCUGAGGCUAGAACAGUGCAGAUCAAUCCUGCCCCAGGGAUACCUCCAGCCGCGGAUCAAAGGUCGGCUGAGGCCGCUCCGGGUAGGAUGUCUCCUCCAAGGCCGGAGCCGGCAAAGGGGGCGCUGAGCCGGCGGCCUGUGAGGCGUUACUACCAGGAGCGCUGGCGGACGGAGUACCUGAUGGAUUACGAUGGCGUGCGACAUGGCCUGGUGUGUAUGGUGUGCGGUAGCGGCCUGGCCACUCUCAAGCUGAGCACCAUAAAGCGGCACAUCCUCCAAAGGCACCAGGCCUCACUCAGUCUGACUGCCCGUCAGCGACGUAUCGUCAUGGCGACUUGGAUGGAUCGACUCCUGCACCAAUCACAGCCCUCCUUAACCGGAGCGGGACACCUAAGGCACCGCCUCCUCUCUCACACAGACCAAUCAGCGGCCGACAACUCUGCUCCCGCCGUUUCGCACCAAUCGGGCCUCGAAUUGCACGGGACCCGGUUUCCCGCUCUAUCUCACGGCGACGGUCAGUUAGCGCAGCUGCCAGGGGAGAGUACUAUGCUGCUCGACCAAUCAGUUCCAGGGAAGCCCACCUCUAUGAUGGACAGCGUCGUUGACCAAUCGAGCGUCGACCAAGUGCGACAGGUGCCAGGAAAUGUGACACAUCGAUUCUAUUCGGACUGCUCUAUAGGGGAGGGGCGCAACGAGUGUCACCAAUCAGAGAGUAGUAACCGGCAGCCAGGGGUGGAGCCAGAGACACUGACAGUUCCUGAAGGGACCGAAGUCCGGUUGGAUCCUCUUCAUGUUGGCUCAGUUGUCGAGGUGGUGGGUUUUCCUGUGUUGCUGGAUCAGCCACAACCCUCUGUUGAUAAUAACCAGGUGGUGCCACAGCACAACCCACUGGCUCCGUUGCCCAGUAAAGGUAUCCGUCGUUACUACCAGGAACGCUGGAGGUUUGAACACCUGAUGGACUAUGACUGGUGGCGGCAUGGCCUGGUCUGCAUGGUGUGUGGCAAAUCCCUGGCUACUCUCACCCUCAGCACCAUCAAACGACACAUCCUCCAAAACCAUCCGCACUCGCUGCACUUCAACCAGGCCGAGAAGGAGAACAUUCUGGAAGCCUGGAAUGAGAGGGCUUUGCAGCGCGACUGCACAGCGGUGCAACUGGUGAUGCCCAGGACAGGUUCUAACUGGUCAGCCGGUAAGAGGCCACGCUGUCACUACCAAGAGCACUGGCGGUUUGAGUACCUGAUGGACUAUGACCAGUGGUGGCACACCCUCGUCUGCAUGGUGUGUGGAAAAUCAUUGGCUACUGUCGCCCUCUGCACCAUCAAACGCCACAUCCUCCAGAACCACCCGCACUCCCUUAACUUCAAUCAGGCCGAGAGGAAGAAUGUUCUGGAUGUCUGGAAGAAAACCAUAUCUCUGCAGGAGAGUGCGGUGAUCGAAUCACGGGAAGAGGAAUUGUCAGCCCUUAGAAUACAGUCUGCAGUUACAGAGGAAAAUCCAGUCGUGGAGUUUGCAAAGGACAUGUCCCCGAGUUGGGAUGGAGAGAGGGAUGGGAAUACGAGCCCUGUGGAAAUUGAAGUGUGCGUGGAGGAGCCAGAUCUGAACUUACCGACACAGACAGUCAGGGGCCGGGCCCGAGGCCGGGGCCAAGGGAAGGACCAUUGGAGGAACUAUCAGGAGCGCUGGCGUCUCGAGUACCUGAUGGACUAUGACCAGUGGCGACAUGGCCUGGUCUGCAUGGUGUGUGGCAGUGCCCUGGCCACCCUCAAGCUCAGUACCAUCAAGAGGCACAUUCUCCAGAAACACCAGGACACCAUGGAUUACACACUAGCCGAGAAGGUGAUGGUUGUGGAUGAGUGGAACAAGAAAAUCGCUACUGUUGCGAAGAUGGACUUCUGGCAACUGUCUUCCAGUAGGAACAGGAGUCCUCCCAGGCAGCCAGGAGGAAUGAUCUGUGCCCAGCAUUAAUUUUUGACACCCAUGCACACAUCCUGUAGGGUCUGUGCAAAUACAGGACUGGGGGAGGAGGCAGUUAACAUUGGCUUUAAUGCCUGACAGUAUCACCCCUCCCAAAAGCUGUUCUCAGUUAAAUGCUCACACCCACAACUAGCAGGAGCGGAGCAAGAGGUGUCCAUCAGGAAACACCCCAGAACCACCCUAUUUUGCACCAAUUCUGAUGUCAAGUGUGGCUGAAGGUAGCGUCUGUGCUCCAAGGAGAAGGUAUCAGCCACUCCUGCCGGUAGACUAAGGUGACUGUGGGAGGGAUUGGGGCAGGGAGCUUGGACUGUCUGGGCUGUGACACCCCCUUCCCUUAACUGGCGGCAGAGAGUCAAAAGAUGUGAGAAACUGGUUUCUCAGGGAGUGACUGGGACAUGGGUCAAAGGGCCAAAAAAUAACCAGGAGCAAAUAUAUAUAUCAGUUCAUGAUGCCACCCUUGGAUUGAAGAGUAAAACAAGUUGGUGUGCAACUACUUUUGAGUCUCUGGCGUGGAUGAUGUUACUCAGUCGAGUCAGCAUGGAGCUAAUUCAGCGAAAAAUACAACAAAAUAUAAGAGACCUAAGGGGCAACAUUUUCACAUUCAGGGUGGUACGUGUAUGGAAUAAGCUGCCAGAGGAAGUGGUGCAGGCCGGUACAAUUGCAACAUUUAAGAGGCAUUUGGAUGGGUAAAUGAAUAGGAAAGGUUUGGAGGGAUAUGGGCCAGGUGCUUGCAGGUGGGACUAGAUUGGAUUAGGCUAUCCGGUUGGCAUGGAUGGGUUGGACCGAAAAGACUGUUUCCAUGCUGUAUAUCUCUGUGACUCCAUGACUCUAAAAGGAACAGACCCUUCAGCACACCAAGACUAUGCCAACCCUUGAUGACUUUUUAAAACUAAAAUUUUGUCUCUAUGCUAUCCGUAUCCCUCUAUUCCCUGCCUAUUCAUAUAUCUGUCAAGAUACCACUUAAACAUUGCAAUUGUACACACCUUCACCUCCUAAUCUGGCAGCACUUUCCAGGUAGUUACCAUCAUAGGUGUAAAAAUAAAACCUGCUUUUCCCAUCCCUUUUAAAGUUAACCCCUUUUACCUUAAACCUAUCUUCCCUAGUAAUUGACAUUGCUGUC